AUGUCACAUGUGAAGGCAUUUGACCCCGCCGCUCAGGCGCGUUGUGACCCUUAUUAUAAGCGGAAUCAUAUGGGACAUGUUGUGUGUACCCUUUGUGACGUGUGUUGUAGUGAUGACAAUAAUUUCAUUAAACAUUUGGCUGGUAAAACUCACAGUUUGCAACUUGAGCGCCUUGAGCGCAGCGCUAAUCGUGAGAAGCGAUUGGCUGAGGAGGAGGAACUUAACAAAGAAGCCAUGCGCCGUGCAGAGCAGGAAAAAGCCACACGGGAACUCCUCCUGCAACAAACUUCAGCACCACAUGCAUCAUCAGUUACAUCCUUCGCACCAUUCGGUCGCCCGGAAUUUCAUUAUUGUACUGAACAUGAUCCCGAGUUGUAUCAAACCAAAGUUUGGUUGGAAUUUUAUUUCCCACAGGCGGUGGAGGGAGCUCGGCCGCUGCACCGGUGGCGCUCAGCACGUGAACAGGAAGUGGAAAAACCGCCUAAUGAUGAUGUUGUUUAUCUUUUAGUGGCUUGCGAGGGGUACAUGACGGUAGGGCUCAAGUUUCCAUCGAAAUUACCGCGCACCUCAAGUGGAUUAACAUCAUGGGGCGGUUACGGAAAUGCGGGAAGUGAUGAAGAAAAGGGAAGAUAUCGCUGCAGUUGGGAUCCAGUGAAGAAACUUUAUGAACUCUUUUUUAUUAUUGGGUAA
This is a messenger RNA of Trypanosoma brucei brucei TREU927, 690 nucleotides long. RefSeq lists its product as hypothetical. The record is from RefSeq and is a predicted model, not a curated record. Gene Ontology annotation, cellular component: U2-type prespliceosome; catalytic step 2 spliceosome; U2 snRNP. NCBI's taxonomy places the organism in Eukaryota, Euglenozoa, Kinetoplastea, Trypanosomatida, Trypanosomatidae. The transcript has a single exon. Gene Ontology annotation, biological process: spliceosomal complex assembly. The coding region runs from base 1 to 690 and encodes 229 amino acids.